Molecule: messenger RNA, 318 nt
Organism: Rasamsonia emersonii CBS 393.64
Lineage: Eukaryota; Fungi; Ascomycota; Eurotiomycetes; Eurotiales; Trichocomaceae
Exons: 1
Source: RefSeq, a predicted model, not a curated record
UACGACUCCUCCGUGAGUGAGAGCUCGUUACCGAUGGCGCGCUGCCACACUGCGCCUCGACAGCGCGGGGUAAUCCCCCGCCACCACAGCGCGCGAAUGCGAGGCUCCGUCACAGCACGGUCCCAGUCCGGCAACACGUGCUCUUCCCAUAUGCGCUGGAGCGUCUCGCGAGUGUUAUCUUUCUCACACUGGGCGGAAGCAGCCUUGGCGGCCUUGCGUUUUUCUGCAAGUCGGUUAGUAACCCAUUCAAUUCAUCCUAUCAGACAAUGGACGAACCCGCUUCCCGUGCUUGGGCCAUCAUCUUUUUAUACUCUCUGA